AAUAAUAAUAAUGACAUGGCACUCUAUCUUCUUCUGUUUGAUGUCAGGUUGUGUAUGCCUAAACCAGUUCGACCCGACCCGACAAUCCUCUAUUCUCUUUGCUCUUCCCCGACCAACCAAUUCUCCUCCCGGUCACAACCGUUCUUUUUGGUGCCGCUUCAGUUGGUCUCUGAACAGAGGCGCCGAUCGAUCUCUCUCGAGGAAUGCGCUGAGAUGACACCUGCUCAGGAUCCAUUCUAUGUUGUUAAAGAGGAGAUUCAAGAGUCCAUUAACAAACUGCAAGUUACUUUUCAACAAUGGGAACAAACCCCUUCAAACACCGGAGAGAGUGUACACCUUACAAAACAGCUUGUUGUCAGCUGUGAGAGCAUAGAGUGGCAGGUGGAUGAAUUGGAUAUGGCAAUUGCAGUUGCUGUGAGAAAUCCUGCAUGGUAUGGUCUUGAUGAAGUUGAACUUGAAAAGCGCAGGAGAUGGACUAGCACUGCACGUUAUCAGGUGGGUAAUAUUAGGAAAACUGUAGAAGCAGGAAAGGAGAAGCAGAAUUCAUUCAGCUUAGGUACAAAUGGUGUGCGUAAAGAGCUGAUGGGGCUUCGGAAUGAUCAUGCUUCUCAGGCAGGCAGAUCAAACAAUUACAUUAACCAAGAUAAUGAUGAUUUUAUCUCUUCAGAAUCAGAUCAGCAGCUGCUCCUGAUAAAGAAACAAGAUGAGGAGCUGGAUGAGCUUAGUGCUAGUGUUCGGAGAAUUGGAGAUGUAGGACUUACUAUACAUGAUGAACUUACUUUCUGCUGCUGCAGGGAAAAUUUAUUGGAUGAAUUCGGCAUGGAAAUGGAGACUACUUCAAACAGGCUUGACUUCGUCCAGAAAAAAGUUGCUAAGGUGAUGAAGAAGGCGGGUGCCAAGGGCCAAAUCAUGAUGAUAGCAUUCUUGAUAGUUCUCUUUAUUAUUCUUUUAUUUUUGGUUUUCUUCACAUAGAUGGAGACUAAAUUGAUUUGAGCAGAAACACUUCGACUGUGAGCCAUGGUUCUUUGAAGAAAUAUUGAGGCUUUGUUACUUGGUGUCUUAUCAGGUUAUACAAUUCUCAAACCAGUAAAGGAUUCAUGCGUACGGCGGCAUGGCGCAUUGUGAAUUGGACUCAUCAGCUGCUGCCACCACCAGCAUAUACUGAGAUUCUACCCUCCUGGACUGGUAGACAAAUUGCUCGUCAUCACAGCAUCUUCAAUCGAGUUACCACAUUUACCAAGGUAGAGCAACACUGACAUCCAUUUCGUUUGGGCUGCUCAAUCCAUGCACGCAUUCGGCAAUUCUGGACUAACAUAAUCUUAGGGGAAGGGAGUAAGUUUGGUUCUGCCCCAUCCUCAGCACAUAUUCAAGUGAAGCACUCGGGAAGCCGCGUCCCAAACGUAUACGGUCACCUGAAGCAACCUCUGCAAAUCAUAUAUUAUACAAAGCAAAGAAGCAAGUAAAAAAGAAUGGGGAUUUGGUCAACUCUGCAAAGAAGACCAUCCAACAUCCAAUUCCCGAGUCAAACACAUCAAUCAAUCAAGAUACUAACGACAGCGCCACGACGACAAAAACCUUUCAGUGCCAAACUA
Messenger RNA from Musa acuminata AAA Group (dessert banana), 1592 nucleotides. RefSeq names its product syntaxin-61-like. Gene Ontology annotation, biological process: Golgi vesicle transport. Gene Ontology annotation, cellular component: membrane. Bases 16 to 972 code for a protein of 318 amino acids. The record is from RefSeq and is a predicted model, not a curated record. The transcript is spliced from 10 exons. NCBI's taxonomy places the organism in Eukaryota, Viridiplantae, Streptophyta, Magnoliopsida, Zingiberales, Musaceae.